ACGAAAUUGGUGCGGAAACUCUACACAAUAGUGUCACUUUGAAGCUAAGAAUCAAACUAGGGUUUCACAUUUUAUUUCUGGAGAAUCUUCAAAUUACAGAAAACAUCUUUCUCACACAAUUUUUUUUCUUUCGAUUUGUAACCCUAGAAUUUCACGACGGAGGAAAUUUGGAUAAUAAUAGAGAAGAAGAUGGAAGAGAUUCUAAGCAGCGAUACAGCUUGGAGACAAUUAUCCCAAAUGUUCUUGGCGAUCUUUUUCUUUCACAGUUCUGAAUAUGUGUUAGCUAUAAUUUUCCAUGGAAAAUUCAAUGUCCCUCUAAGCUCUCUUUUGAUCAGCAAGCAGUAUGUGAUGGCAAUGGGAUGUUGUAUACUGGAGUACUUGUUUGAAUUUGCUUUAUUUCCACAAUUGAAAGAGCAUUGGUGGAUUAGCAAUAUUGGCCUUAUUAUGGUGGUAAUUGGGGAGAUAAUCCGUAAAGUCGCAAUUAUAACAGCUGGUCGUGCUUUUACACAUUUGAUCAAGAUCUAUCAUGAGGACCAUCAUGAAUUGGUUACUUAUGGAAUCUAUGGGCUCGUUCGUCAUCCAGGAUACUGUGGGUUUUUCAUCUGGGCAACUGCUUCUCAGAUUAUGCUCUGUAAUCCCUUCUGCACAUUGGCAUUCAUGCUUGUUACCUGGCGAUUUUUCUCGACGCGAAUCCCAUAUGAGGAGUUUUUCUUGAGGCAAUUUUUUGGAUCGCAGUAUGAGGAAUAUUCAAGUCGAGUUCCAUCUGGUGUGCCAUUCAUCAAGUGAAGAGACUUCACAAUAUUUGUGUUUGCAUUCGCCACUAGCUGAACGAGCCUCCAUACUCAUUUAUGUGUCAGAGUCCUCAUCAGAGCCUUUUUAUAGUUUGCCACUAGCUGAACGAGCCUUAAUACUCAUUUUUGUGGCGGAGUCUAUAUCAGAGCCCUCUUAUAGACUAGGCCAGCUAGGCUGUUGGUUACAGCCUCAAUUUUUUGUGGCCCAGAUUUUUCAAUUAUUUUUACAACUUGUUUUUCUUUUUUCUCGUUUUGAAGGUAGUGCUCUUACAUAGUGGUUUGCCACUGUUUUUGUAUAGUCAUACCAUCUGGCUGUUAUUGAAAGCCGUUUGUUUUGUAAGCACCAUGGUCUGUGCACUGCUUUACUUUACUUUACUUUUGUACACUCUUAUGUAAGAACAUUGGACUCUACUGCUUUAGGUCUGAUUCAGAUAUCUUCCUUCCAAUUAAUUUAUAAAAAUGUGAUGAAUGUAA
This is a messenger RNA of Papaver somniferum (opium poppy), 1265 nucleotides long. Its product is annotated as protein-S-isoprenylcysteine O-methyltransferase A-like. Lineage: Eukaryota; Viridiplantae; Streptophyta; Magnoliopsida; Ranunculales; Papaveraceae. Gene Ontology annotation, biological process: C-terminal protein methylation. Gene Ontology annotation, cellular component: endoplasmic reticulum; membrane. Bases 190 to 786 code for a protein of 198 amino acids. Gene Ontology annotation, molecular function: protein C-terminal S-isoprenylcysteine carboxyl O-methyltransferase activity. The record is from RefSeq and is a predicted model, not a curated record. The transcript has 4 exons.